AUGUUACAGUCAAAAUGGGCCUCGAAGCCCGACACGGCCACCAGCGACUCUCAGAAGCCCGAAUCCAUAGCCACCGAGAUAGCAGCGCCCUCAGUCGACGCGCGAGGUGCCCCUGCGGCGACGGUCGCUGACGCAGCCCCAGUACAAGCCGACCAUGUCCCUGCGUCCUACGACCCUGCCUACGAUGACCCCUCGAUUGACCCCUUUGCUCAGACGGCAAGUACCGACGAUCUCUUCUUCGACGAUGAUAUGACGCCCAUAGCUGAGCCCGUCAUUGAGCAAGAGCCCGUUGAAUUGCAAGCGUCUGCCGCCGAGUUUGUCCCCAAGGAGGCGCAGCCACCGACCUCAUCCCAGGCGCAUCUGGCUCCCCACGCCCCGCGCGAGCCACGCAAUGGUGAUAGAGGAAACCGCGGUCGUGGCAGAGGCAGGGGCCGUGGACGCGGUCGCGGAGCCAACUACAUCGACGUCCGUUUAGAAGAGAAGGAGCCAAUCCUGCACGAGGCAGAUAAGAUGGCGGAGCUCACACCAGCAGCCGUAGAGAAGCCAUCUUCUGACAACGCAGCGACCCCACCGGUGCCCGCAUCUGCCCCAACAGAGCCCAAAGAGAAGCCUACGCACUCGGUUCGUGGCGAUAGAACGUUGACUGGUGGAGCGGCACGCACGCGCCUGACCGAGGAACAGCUAAACGCGAAGCUCGCCAACAUGCGCUCCAAGAAUGAAGCGCUGCAGACUGCCCACGCCCGCGCCGAGGCUGACCAAGCCAAUUUCGAGGCCCGGGAGGCCGUCCUCAAGCAGCAAGAUAUCGAGAAGAAGAAAGUGCAGGCGGAGAAGCAGAAAGCUGAGCGCCAAAAUCGCCAGCAGAUGAUGGGCGAGCGCGAGAAGAACCGUCUGAGAAAAUUGAAUGCCCAAGGCGGCCGCGAGUGGGACUUCGAAAAGGAAGAGGGCUUCUCUGGCACGGGAGAGGAGAAGAGGCGCGGCGCGGCGCGAGGAGCACACGGAGGCAUUGCACCUACGCGGCCCAGUGAAGAUUCUCACGCAGACGAGCCCAUGGAAGAAAAUGCGUAUUCCCACUCUCAGCGCGGAAGGGGCCGCGGCAGGGGGGGACGGGGUGGUCGAGGCGGGCGUGGCGAUUAUGAAAGCUCCAGACAGCCAGAGCCGAGGAAACACAGCUCGCAGCAAGCGCCAUCAGCAGCAGACUUCCCCGAACUGCCUUCCGCUACAGGGUCCACACCCAAGGACAAUGGUGCGCCGAAAGUGCUAGACUUCCCAACGAAGGGGAAGACGACGGGAAUCAAGAAAGCGGACCCUGUACGACCCGAUCUUCAGAAACAAGAAUCAUUUGGCCUCCCAUCUCCUCUGGAGAAAGGUCGCAGUUGGGCGGACGAGGUCGGCUCGUAG
Molecule: messenger RNA, 1398 nt
Organism: Plenodomus lingam JN3
Lineage: Eukaryota; Fungi; Ascomycota; Dothideomycetes; Pleosporales; Leptosphaeriaceae
Source: RefSeq, a predicted model, not a curated record